UCUACGUCUGGUAGUUCGUCUAAACCGAAAAUGAAAAAGAGAAAGUAUUCCCGUGGUGGCUGUCGUGAGUGUAAAAGGCGGAAGAUGAAGUGUGACGAAGGAAAGCCACAUUGCCAUAACUGUUCCCGGCUACUGAAGGUCUGCGUCUAUGAACAGAAACAGAAGUUCCGAUUCGAAAACAUCCAGACCGGUGGAACUAAUGACGGCGAUGAAAAUCACACUCUGAACCAAGAGCAAGAUAAUGUCCACAAUAUUCAACAUCUUCAGAGUGUUCAAAAUCACAGUCACAAAAACCAGAACCAAAAGCAGCUCUCUCACGAACAAUUAAUACUGCCAAACGAUCAGAAUAUAAGCGUACGAGGAAUGAUUCCAACUAAUGGGAAUGCGAUUACUAUGCGAUCCCAGCCGAGGACUCCCGGAUACAAUUCCAAUACCUCGUCGCCCUACAACAAAAGAGUACCGUUCAAGAACACUAUAUCAGAUAUACUUACUCCUACGGAAGACGGAGUCACUACGCCAGGCAUAAAUAAUGACCAAUUUAAUGUAGAAGUUAUCCAGACGCUUUUUGAUGAUGCGCUGGUGUUGGUGAACGAUAUAAAUGGCUUUGUAGCACUCGAUUUUGCUGACUCAGUUACAGGAGCUCUUGGAAAUCUGGACAUGCAUUACAAGACAGAAUCCAUUGCUGAAAACGAUUCCAACAAGUCAGAAAGUUAUGAAAACCACCACUUCAUCAUGGACGAAUUUCUGAACAAAUUGAACGUUAAUACAAGCCCAUACGAAGAAAAUGGAACUGACCUGCUGCAGUCUUUCUUCAUUAAAGAUGACAUAGACUUGUCGAUAUCGAAUAGUGAACUCGUUCACAAAACAUUACAGCACUACGACUUGUCUGGACCUCAUAUCACCUACUUAAAUUCACUUACCAAAACCGACUUGUCGUACCAUAUGUUCCCGUUUGCAUCAUCUGUAGAAUCCAACGAAGUAAUUAAGAUUCUCUUGAGGUAUCUGAACGGUUGCCCCUACUUGUUAACUUCGUUGCUUGCCAUAUCUGCGACUUUCCAGUUCAACCAGACUGGGAAACAGGUGCACGACUACAGUAGGAACAAAUAUAUAAAAGUGUGCUUGAAGACUCUAGGCGAGGCUUUUGCCAACAGCGAUAGACUCCCCAACAAACUAGCCAACAACAUUGAGCGAUUGCUUCUCACUGUAUUAGUACUCACUUCGAACUUUACGGCUACAACUUACAGUCAGAAUGGUGAUUUGCUCAACUCUUGGAAAACACAUUUGCGAGGAGCCAAGGACUUGAUGCUCAAAUAUAGCCAGAUAGAGAAGAAUCAGAAAAUCGUGUGUAAUUCCGCAGGAUUGGCUCUAGCUAAGUCGUGGUUCUUUGCUAUCGAGUCAAUGGCAGGUUUGAAUUCAUCUUUGGGAGGGACAUUGACUCAGAAAUCAGGUGAGCUUCCGGAAGACUCUGAUGCCAAAGAUGACUGUAACAAUAGCUUGUUUUCUGCCACGGGAUACUACAACAGAGAAAGAAAUCCAAAAUACCACGAUGCUCUUGUUGAGAUCGGUUUGUUGACCGAGUCCCAGAAUAGAUCCCUGACUCCAUUCAACCUUUUCAUCGGAUAUUCGGUGCAAGUGAUAGCAUUAAUACAAGAAUUUAUUAAGGCCCUAGAUUUCUUGAGGGACAACCAUGGUGGGCAAUUGGAUUCUUCAAAAAUAGCCAAGAUUAUGUCAUUGAUCCAUGAAACAAGAAAGAAUGAAAUCGCCCCUCAGGUUUCCAAAAAAACUUAUAUCAUUCCUCCAACUAGUCCAGCACACCCCAACUACCCAAAGAACAGAGCUGAUGCUGUCGUAUUACCUCUGUCCGCUUAUGACCGACGCAUAAGUUCGUCAGGAGAAGAAACGGUGUAUUCUUGGUUUGAUCUCAGUGAACAAUUACAUGUAGACGUCUUGUAUCUACGAUUGUUAUGUACCAAAGGUUUGCUCAAGCUUCCAAGAUGUCACCGCCUCGUCAAAGAUCUUGUUUCCAAGAUAUUGAAAUCAACAUUCUUCAUCUCGCUGAAGGACUCAGAGGAGUAUAUAAAAGAUUCGCAAUCCAACGACAAUUUGGUUGAAACAGAACAUUUUUAUUUAUCAAAGAAAGCAUUUGACACUCGGACCAUCAUGAUUCAGUCUCCUCUCAAACUUUGUUCAAGGUUGGUAGACGAUGAAUUGGACUUUGAGAAAAUCGAGAUUUUCUUCCUUGGAUUAAUCAAACUAGGAAAUGGAAGUGCGUUGACUUCACUUGACUUACUCUACAAGUUUAGAGAA
This is a messenger RNA of Scheffersomyces stipitis CBS 6054, 2307 nucleotides long. It is a transcript of the gene LYS144, whose product is annotated as Lys144p. The annotation marks the transcript as partial. The record is from RefSeq and is a predicted model, not a curated record. The transcript has 2 exons. Gene Ontology annotation, cellular component: nucleus. Lineage: Eukaryota; Fungi; Ascomycota; Pichiomycetes; Serinales; Debaryomycetaceae. Gene Ontology annotation, biological process: positive regulation of transcription by RNA polymerase II. Gene Ontology annotation, molecular function: DNA-binding transcription factor activity, RNA polymerase II-specific; zinc ion binding; transcription cis-regulatory region binding.